Molecule: messenger RNA, 1709 nt
Organism: Lolium rigidum
Lineage: Eukaryota; Viridiplantae; Streptophyta; Magnoliopsida; Poales; Poaceae
Product: probable mitochondrial saccharopine dehydrogenase-like oxidoreductase At5g39410
Exons: 2
Coding region: 38-1396 (452 amino acids)
Biological process (GO): glycolipid biosynthetic process
Cellular component (GO): plasma membrane; lipid droplet; mitochondrion
Source: RefSeq, a predicted model, not a curated record
CGGCGCACCGCGACCCAAACCCUUCCCGCACCGGACAAUGGCGACGCCGGCGACGGAGCCGGAGGUGUUCGACGUCGUCAUCUUCGGGGCCUCGGGCUUCACCGGCAAGUACGUCAUCCGCGAGGCGCUCAAGUUCCUGCCCCCCAACGCCUCCCCGCUCCGCACCCUCGCGCUCGCCGGCCGCAGCCGGGACCGCGUCGCCGCCGCGCUCCGCUGGGCCGCGGCCCCCGGCCCCGCACCCGACGUCCCCAUCCUCGUCGCCGACGCCUCCGACCCGGCCUCCCUCGCCGCGCUCGCGUCCCGGGCCCGCGUCCUCCUCUCCUGCGCGGGGCCCUUCCGCCUCUACGGCCACCAGGUGGCCGCGGCCUGCGCGGAGGCCGGGGCCGACUGCCUCGACAUCUCCGGCGAGCCCGAGUUCAUGGAGCGCGUCGAGGCGGAUCUCCACGAGAUCGCCGCCAGGAACGGGUCGCUCAUCGUCUCCGCCUGCGGGUUCGACUCCAUCCCCGCCGAGCUCGGCUUCUUCUUCAACUCCAGGCAGUGGGAUCCGCCUUCCGCGCCCGUCAGCAUCGUCGCGCACCUCAGCCUCGAGUCCGACAAGAAGAUCGUCGGGAACUUCGCCACCUUCGAGUCCGCCGUCCUCGGCUUCGCCAGCGCCAGCAAGCUGCAGGCGCUGCGCCGCUCCCGCCCUAGGCUAGCCAAGCCCAGAAUCCCAGGGCCUCCACCUCCCACAGGACCACUGAUUAAGCAUGACAAGGCACUAGGACUGUGGGUGAUGAAGUUGCCUUCUGCUGACACAGUGGUUGUGAAGAGAACCCUAUCAAAGGUGACCCAGCAUCCCGAGGGCCUUCCCGGCGUGGAAGAAACCCCAGAUUUCGCCGAGCGCAGGCAGGAGUUCUGGUCCUCCGUCAAACCAGCACACUUCGGCGUGAAGAUCGGCACACGUUCCAUCCUGGGCGUUAUCCCGAUGAUCUGUACCGGGCUGUUCAUCGGCAUUCUUGGGGGUUUCUCCUUUGGCAGGUCUCUCCUGCUAAAGUUCCCUGCGCUCUUCUCCAUGGGAUGGUUCAGAAAGAGCGGGCCGACGGAGGCAGAGGUCAGCAGCGCCUCCUUCAAGAUGUGGUUCGUCGGGCACGGCUACGGCGACUCGACCCGCGCGGCGGGACGUGGAGGCAAGCCGGACAAGGAGAUCGUGACCAGGGUUUCGGGGCCGGAGAUCGGGUACAUCACCACCCCGAUCGUACUCAUCCAGUCCGCCCUCGUCCUGCUGAGCCAGCGAGGCAACCUGCCGAAAGGCGGGGUGUACACUCCAGGCGCCGUCUUCGGCCCCACGGAUCUCCAGAAGCGCCUCGAGGAGAAUGGCCUGUCGUUUGAUGUCAUCUCGAGGAGGACCCUCCCUUGAGAUUAACGGGCAGCUCGCGAGCUCCUGCUUCCUCAACCUGCUCUCUGGUGUUCCCAGACAAUGACCCUGUUCCGCUCCAUCGUUAUACGGAUGGAUGUCUAGCAAGCUGGCAGCGAUCGAUAGCCUUAUACUAUUUCUGAAGAAACGUAGUCUCUCCUGUGAAGUAAACAGUAUUACUAUAGCACGUGAAUAAUGAAUAGGAUGUGGUCGUGUAAUGUGGAUCACUGAGUGUCUGGAUAUAAGGCAAGGAAUGUUGUCUACGUGAGUUCCAACUUCAAUGAUGAUAUGUAACCUGCGUACAUCUUUGCUUGAA